Dacryopinax primogenitus is the source of this 352-nucleotide messenger RNA. RefSeq lists its product as uncharacterized. The transcript is spliced from 5 exons. The record is from RefSeq and is a predicted model, not a curated record. Lineage: Eukaryota; Fungi; Basidiomycota; Dacrymycetes; Dacrymycetales; Dacrymycetaceae. The coding region runs from base 1 to 291 and encodes 96 amino acids.
AUGAAGGUCCUGGCGCGAUUUGUCAGGUGGAUCCUAAACGGCCGCAUCGCCGUUCAGACUGUCGCUCAGGUCCUUCUGUACUCUGCUGCUACCUUCCCGCUGACGAAUGUUCUCUGCGCGCACGAACAGCAGCCUCGGCCAUCAGAAUGUGAAAUUUCGACUCCACUAGACGACGUGGUAUCAAUGGCAAUCAUCGACGAAGAUCCUUACACCGUCAAUGGCUGGUGGCACGUCACCACGUUCGCGAUGCUUAAAGCAUUCGCGUAUGUCUGGCUCUCUCCCCUGGCCUAGAGCGGUUUUGUGCCCUAGUGCAGGUGUAAUGACUGUGGAGUACGCGCCCUGAUGAUAUAAC